Molecule: messenger RNA, 2304 nt
Organism: Dicentrarchus labrax (European seabass)
Lineage: Eukaryota; Metazoa; Chordata; Actinopteri; Moronidae
Product: eukaryotic translation initiation factor 4E type 3
Exons: 7
Coding region: 139-822 (227 amino acids)
Biological process (GO): translational initiation
Cellular component (GO): eukaryotic translation initiation factor 4F complex
Molecular function (GO): translation initiation factor activity; RNA 7-methylguanosine cap binding
Source: RefSeq, a predicted model, not a curated record
CCUACGUCAGCAGUAGGUAGGCGGAAAAGCGGCAGCAGUGUGUUUCUGUGUAUUUGGAGAUAAAGCCAAACCGGGUGUUUUUAUCAAGGAGAUUCAUACAGGGGAUAUAAAACUAUAUUAGCCGUUAACCCUGCUGAAAUGGCGGUUCCUGCGGGUCAAACAGAUCUUCAGACGGACAGAGGCGGCCUGAGCGGUCAGACAGUCCCCUCUGAAAACAACAUUGACAUCGACGAGAAAGAGUUGGAGAAUAUCACAAAGAAACACCGAGAAGACGAGACGACAGCGCUGCCUCUGCACUCACCUUGGACGUUUUGGCUGGACAGGUCAUUACCUGGCACGACGGCUGCAGAAUGUGAAUCUAAUCUGAAGAAGAUCUACACCGUGCAAAGUGUGCAGAUGUUCUGGAGUGUAUACAACAACAUCCCUCCUGUCACAGCCCUGCCUUUGAGAUGUAGCUAUCACUUAAUGCGUGGAGAACGGAGGCCACUUUGGGAAGAAGAAAGCAAUGCAAACGGAGGAGUAUGGAAGAUGAAAAUACCAAAAGAAAGCGCUUCUGCAGUUUGGAAAGAAUUGUUACUUGCUACUAUUGGAGAGCAGUUUGCAGAUUACUGUGCCUCAGACGAUGAGGUUGUUGGCGUCAGUGUUAGCGUUCGAGAUCGGGAAGACGUUGUACAAAUCUGGAAUGGAAAUGCAUCUCUUGCUAACGAAGCAAAUAUCUUGGGGAAAGUCUAUGAGCUCCUCCCGAACAUAUCUUUUAAAGCUGUUUUUUAUAAGUCACACAUGGAGCAUCAUGCCUUUGAAGGAGGACGCUCAAGACAUUAGAUUGUAAUGCACUUUUUUUUAUUUUAACCUGAACUCUGUACCAGCCUUGUCGUAAAGGCACUGUCCACAACCUAAUCAAGGAUAUUAUUUUGCUUUCAAGGAAAUGUUAUCCAUAUAUUUUUAUAACUUUUAACGACUGAUGCCUUGUUUCAUUUUGAUGUGGGUCCUAAAGCUCUGAGCUCUUCGGAGAAUGUACAUCCAGCAUUAAUCAGUUCGUAAGUUCAUGUUGGUUUUUGACUUCCUCUUGUGCUCAACUGCACUGUCAUGGUCCUGUUCUCUGCACGGCCUAUGGACCUCACAAUUCAGUCCUGGUAUAGAGGUAGCAGCUACAUAACCUGGUGUGCUUUAACUGUUUGAUAUUUAAGAUAUCUCAAUUCAUGUCAUGUUUUAAUUAAGUCCGCUUAUUCAGUGCCAAAGCACUUCUCUGCCGUCUAAGAAGUUUGUAUCCUAAUGGUCUUUUAUUCCCACUUAAUUUUUUUCCCACUUCUGGGAUAAAGUGAAUGGGGAUGAAGUGAACGUCCCGUUUGCUUUCUUGAAACUUCAUCAACUGUGCAUGAAACUUAAAUCAGGGUAACACUUGGAAAUAUUGCACAUGACUACCUAUUCCAAUCACAGUGUCCCUCAGUUAUAAAGCCAUCACCGGGAAUCAGAACAUAUCCCAACACAGAUAUGGCCUGAAGAGACUCCAGAUUUGGUGUCUCAGAUGUCUUUAGUUACAGAGCAGAACCCGUCCUGAAAGGUGCCUCUUUGAAUGUUGUCAGCCACACCACACUUUAACAUUUCCCUCCCCACGUGUGUGGACGUGGACCCUCCGCUCUCCUGAAUGGAGUCACGGAUUGUUUAGUGCAUUACUCUCAAGAGAUACUGCACAUUCUUGUGCUCAACUAGUGGUGCUCCUUAGUACUUGUCUGUCCCCCCCGUCCCCCCCCCCAAAACCGAUGAUUCUAGUUCGCUUACUGGACCUUGUCCUAACAACCAUACACACAGACAGCAUUAUUUGCUUUAAAGGAAGUAACAUUAGGUCAUGCUAUUCCCAUAUUUAGCAUGACUUUGUAGAUAUACUAUGUCAGAUUUGAUCAUUAAGAAAUGUCUAAUAAAUGUGGUGAGUUUCAGUAGUCAUUGAGUCAAUGUAGACUGCUGCUUCAAAGCAAAGUACACUUUAAACCACAAUACUAUACAUCCAUUAUGAUAAAUACCAACACUAGUAAUAGCAAAACAUAUUUUUCUAUCUGAUCGCUUUAGAAAUCUGGGCCAUUUUAUGAGAUUUCAUCACCCAGCCUGACUUACCUUCACUAACACAGUUAACAUACUGUUGCUUUAUUGCAGGAAACUGAAUGCCACUGGUAUUAUUAUCACACCACUUUUAUAGAUCCACUUUGGACUGGUUGAUAAGUUGGUUAUAAGGGGACAGUAUUUCCUUUGUAAAUAUGAUUUUUCGCAGUGACAUGGACAAAGUAAAUAAAAAAUGAAAUGAAAGUGCAA